AUGGUUGCGGUACACGAAAAGCUUUUCAGUAUCAAGUUUUUUGCAUUUACUCCUGGAUGGGACAAAGAGAAACCAUGGGCAAAGUUUAUACUCAGGUGCAUUUUGAACCACAAGGAGGCAAACACCAAUGUUAAGACCGAUGAACCUUCCAAUGGAUACCCAAACAACGACACUAAUUUUAAGAAUGAAGAGGGAAUUUCCGUGGUGGAUCGCAGCGAACAAGAAAGUUCGAAUGAAGGAGAAGAAAGAGAGCAGGCAUAUGUCUGGGAUGUUCAUGCUGCUUCUGCGAGUAUUGCAAUGCAAGACUUCGCGGAUGAUUUCUUAGUCUUCCUCGAGCUUGUCAUCAUGGCACAUGACAUGAACAUAGGUGUUUUCAGCCCAGUGUUUUUCAAAGAUCCCGAGCUCGACCUCGAUAUGACAUGA
Botrytis deweyae is the source of this 423-nucleotide messenger RNA. RefSeq lists its product as uncharacterized. The transcript is spliced from 2 exons. The record is from RefSeq and is a predicted model, not a curated record. The coding region runs from base 1 to 423 and encodes 140 amino acids. Lineage: Eukaryota; Fungi; Ascomycota; Leotiomycetes; Helotiales; Sclerotiniaceae.